Molecule: messenger RNA, 1473 nt
Organism: Saccharomyces mikatae IFO 1815
Lineage: Eukaryota; Fungi; Ascomycota; Saccharomycetes; Saccharomycetales; Saccharomycetaceae
Gene: GWT1
Product: glucosaminyl-phosphotidylinositol O-acyltransferase
Exons: 1
Coding region: 1-1473 (490 amino acids)
Biological process (GO): GPI anchor biosynthetic process; protein localization to plasma membrane
Cellular component (GO): endoplasmic reticulum; membrane
Molecular function (GO): glucosaminyl-phosphatidylinositol O-acyltransferase activity
Source: RefSeq, a predicted model, not a curated record
AUGUCGACUUUAAAACAGAGGAAAGAAGACUUUGUGACAGGGCUCAAUGGGGGUUCUAUAACGGAAAUUAAUGCAGUAACAUCAACUGCCCUAGUAACUUACAUAUCAUGGAACUUGCUGAAGAAUUCCACCCUUAUGCAUUCGGAUACAUCCAAUGUACAAUAUAUGAUUGAUUUUGCAUUGAAUUGGGUUGCUUUGCUUGUGUCGAUCACUAUUCAUGCUAGUGAUCCAUAUCUUUUGAACACACUAAUACUGUUACCUUGUUUAUUCGCGUUCAUCUAUGGAAGAAUCACCAGCUCGAACAAGGCUUCUAAUACAACAUCUAAAAAAAAAAAAAGGAGUUCACAGGAGUUCCAAUUGAAAAAAAAGCCUUAUAUUACUGCAUAUCGUGGCGGGAUGCUUAUUCUGACUGUCAUUGCCAUCUUGGCUGUAGAUUUUCCCAUUUUUCCGAGAAGAUUUGCUAAGGUGGAGACAUGGGGUACAUCCCUGAUGGAUCUUGGAGUGGGAUCCUUCGUCUUCAGUAACGGUAUUGUUUCUUCUAGGAUGCUGUUGAAAAAUCUAAGCUUGAAGAAAAAACCAGGUUUCUUAAGAAAUGCAUUGAAUGCUUUAAAAUCUGGAGGAACCCUUUUGUUCCUAGGCUUGCUAAGGUUAUUCUUUGUAAAAAAUUUGGAAUACCAAGAACAUGUCACAGAAUAUGGGGUCCAUUGGAAUUUUUUUAUUACAUUAUCAAUGCUGCCACUCGUAUUGACCCUUAUUGAUCCUAUCACAAGAAUAAUUCCACGCUGCUUGAUUGCGAUAUUUAUCUCAUGUUUUUAUGAAUGGUUGCUAUUAAAGGAUAAUCAAACCUUAAAUUUCUUAAUUUCAGCUGACAGAAAUGGUCUCUUCAACGCGAAUAGAGAAGGGAUCCUCUCAUUCUUAGGUUAUUGUUCGAUUUUCCUUUGGGGUCAAAAUACAGGAUUUUACUUGUUGGGAAAUAAACCAACUUUAAACAAUCUCUAUAAGCCUUCCACGCAAGUCUUAGUUGCCGGAUCUAGAAAGCCUUCUCUUUGGAACCAUUGGACUUCGGUGACCCCACUAACUGGUCUAUGUAUAUGGAGUACAUUUUUUUUUAUUAUCAGCCAGUUGGUCUUUCAGUAUCAUCCUUAUAAUGUUUCAAGAAGAUUCGCCAACCUACCAUACCUUUUGUGGGUUAUUACUUAUAAUUUACUAUUUUUGACCGGGUACUGUCUAACUGACAAGAUCUUUAGUAACUCACACGAAAAUUAUAAAGUUGCCGAAUCUUUGGAAUCAAUAAACUCUAACGGGCUAUUUCUAUUUCUGUUGGCAAAUGUUUCUACAGGUUUAGUUAAUAUGUCCAUGGUCACGAUAGAUGCUUCUCCCAUAAUAUCACUCUCGGUUUUGCUAACGUACUGUUUUUUUGUUGCUGCCGUAUCAAUUUUCUUACAUAGAAAAAGAAUUUUUAUUAAACUAUAG